Messenger RNA from Nematostella vectensis (starlet sea anemone), 17662 nucleotides. RefSeq names its product E3 ubiquitin-protein ligase rnf213-alpha. The record is from RefSeq and is a predicted model, not a curated record. Gene Ontology annotation, molecular function: ubiquitin-protein transferase activity; ATP hydrolysis activity. The transcript has 87 exons. The coding region runs from base 133 to 16932 and encodes 5599 amino acids. Lineage: Eukaryota; Metazoa; Cnidaria; Anthozoa; Actiniaria; Edwardsiidae.
UUUUUUUUGCAAUUUCUUGGAAAUAGCUAGCUUUUGAAGUUGGAAAUAGAAGUCAUUGCAUUUGAGGCGUAGAGCCUUUUGACUAAAGACAUGGAAAGCUUACGCUGAUCUACAUAAGACAAAAUCGUCGAGAUGAAAUGCCCGAAUCCUAAUUGUGACCCACCGGAGUUUGUCAAAUCUCUGUUUGAAGCAGGAGUCGAACUCCAUUUCUGUCCCGCGUGUGGCGUUCCUCUCAAAGAUCAAUGCAGCAAAUCGGAAACAGAAUUAACUAAUGCCUCUACCACAGUGUCCCCAAACGACCAGUUGCCCCCUAAGCAAACAACUGAGGCCCGGCAUUCACCUGGCCCAGACAGUCCAAUCCCUAGCCAGUCUACCCAAUCAUCGCAUGUAACUGUACAUGUGACUGUAACCAAAACCGCUGAAUUACAGUCCCCAACACCCAUCACACCUGCCCUUCUUGGAGUUUCCUCACACGGCUACAACAAUUCUUCAUUGCAUCCUUUGUCACCAGAAUCUCAGCAUCUGGCAGAAAUAGGGCAGAGUUCUGCAGAGGUGUUGCCUUGCACUAGAAACAAUGAAGCUCAAAGACUAAAAGAGGGUAGCUUGAAAGGAGAGGCUUUGGCUUCACAUGACCAUGUGGUUGCUGACAAGCAAGGGCCCAAGGCCUUUGUUCAUGAGAAGAUUCAAGAGAACCAGGGUGAAGUCUAUCAGAAGGUUCCUACUGAACAUGAUGAAGAGCCAUACAAAGAACUUGAGAAAGAAACGACUUGUGUCAGUGUUUCCAAGUCAAGUGAAAAGGAGAAGAGAUUUGCAGCUCCUAAGAUACAGGAAUCAGAAAAACUUCUUGUGCAAUCUCAUCAAGCAGUCAUGUUGGGAAGAGAAAUUAAAACUCCACCAGGGUACCAUGUAGGGAACAAAGAAUACACUCUUACUUCAGGAAAUCUUCAAGAGAACACCCCAGAUCUAAGAAAUGACCAAGAGAGCACCAAAUUUCCUAACAGUGAGCAAGAGAUCAUAGAAUCAUCUGGUAAGCAGGGUGACACAACAUUUCCUAAACAUGAGCAAGAGAUCAAAGAAUCAUCUGGUAAGAAAGAGAAUACUGCAUUUCCUAAACAUGAGCAAGAGAUCACAGAAUCAUCUGAUAAGCAAGAGAACACUGCAUUUCCGAAAUAUGGGCAAGAGAUCACAGAAUCAUCAGGAAAUAAGCAAGAGAAGAACACAUCCCCUAGACAUGAUCAAGAGAAUGUUCCUCAAAGUCUCACAAAUAAAACUCUUUCACUUGAGCUAGAGAACAACACAUCUCCUGGACAAAAACCCGACAACACCAUACUUGAAAACCACCAAAAGAAGUCAAGUAUUCCUUUGCAAGACAAUCAGAAAGACUCUGAGGUAGUAAAGGCAACAGCCACAGGGGAUGCAUCUCAUAGCCAUGAAAAAUCUAACCAAGUAUCACCUGACACAGCACUUGCCGAUGUAAAAUCUGAUGUUAACAUACAACUGGAAGAUGGUGAGAGUGGCGCAUCGUCGAAAAAGGGAAUGACUAAACAUGAGAAAAAGAAAGUCAAACAGGCACAGAAAAAACGUGAGAAUCAAGAAGCAAAGCGUCAGAAGAAUGCUGCUAAAAUAAAAGCAAAACAUGAAAAGGGAGCAAGUAAUGAGGAACAGAAAGCUUCUAAUCUACAACAAAACUUCGUUGAAGAUCAAAAGAUGGAAGAUAAAGAGGUGUCUAAAGAAAAUGCAACAAUUCCCCCACCGCCACCACGAGAUUUUGAUGAAGACUGUCUUACUGUUGUUUUCCAUGCCAUAUUGUCUCCCAAGUUUCCAUUUGAUCCAAAGAAAGAUUCGGUUCACCUGAGAUUUGGUCCCCAAGAGCUUGGCAGUUUUAAAUACAAUUCGGUGGAUGUUAGUGUAUUAAGGUGUGGUCAUAAAGAUUUACUUCGUCUACAUGGAGAGGCAAGAUUACCAGUCCGAUUUUUUGUUCCCCCAUCCCGCUCGUUUUCUUACAAGUACAUUGUGGCCACAUGCGACAAGAAAGACAUUAAUUUUGAGCAUCUGGAAUUUGAAGCAUAUGCCGGUGAAAUAAUUGAUCGUGAGCUUGUGCCAAGAAAGAGCAGCAUCAAGAAAGACGGCAUUUGGCACCAGUAUGACGGAUUCGUAUAUCCGCCCUCUAAGACAAGCUUCAGAGAAUGGCUUUCUAGUUUUUUCAAAAACACUGACGAGUUUGUCAAAGACAGAGAGUGUGCUGCUGUCGAAUUUCUCCCGAAAUGGAAGGGGUUUGUGGCUGCUGGCAUGGAGCAAGACAAAGUAGAGGACAUUACUUUGAGUCAGGCGCUGGAUCAGAUACUAAUGAACAAAGAUUGCAUGUCAUUGGUUUUCACAAAUUCAGGACAUGGCCGCCAAGAUAGAAGGCCCAAGCUCGACUUUGAUAAGGUGCUUCGUGAAUUCCUCACUAGAAAGAUCCAUUCAAACGCCUGCAACACGACAGGCAGUAAAGUAGAGCGUGUGGAUCGCCUUGUGUCCAGCCUUGGUAUUGCUUGUACUGCACGCAGACAUAACGUUAAGUUUGACAAAGCAACACUCUCAAAGCUUGUCCUCUGUCUGAGGGUUCUUCCUGAUGGGCAAGGAGGGUGUGAUUUCGAUGACAUUGAGAAGGAUACACCGAAAGAAAUGUGGGGGGAACUGGUCGAAGCAGUUCUUUACAUAUCGAACUGCGUACAUGAGUUGCUUAUUCAACCAUCUAUGAUUCUUCUAAUGGUUCCCGUCAUCCAUCUGCUGAGAGGGGACUGUACCCCAUUCAAAGAGCUUUCCCCAAGUUUGCUAGAAAGCAAAGAGAAAUGGUGCUUCUCAUCUAAGAUACCGGAGGUUAUUUGGCGGCCCUUCGAUCUCUAUGUUGGUGAAAUCAAGGAGAUGUUUCCCGUGGACCCGCUACUUCGCCGACUGUUUUUGUGCUCAAUUACUAUCAUUGAAGACUUAGCUGUAAUCAGCUCAGACGAGGCAUUCCCUGUUCACGAAGUCUGUACUGUCCUGGCUGAUUGUCUUAAGCGAUGUCGACACAUAUACAGCAAUAUUCCUCAAAUCCAUGCAAGCUUGGAAAACCUAAGCUCCCGCGUCAUUUCCUCUAUGAAUGACAUAACGGCAGAGGUGACAGCUCGCUCGGCACACCUUCUUCUUGUGGCUGUGUUGGAAAAACAAUCUUUCAAUGUUCCCGCCUCAGGUGAACCUGUUUUGUACUUGACUGCCAUCAAGCUUUUCGCCUCCUGUAUCAAGACAAUGAACAAGACAUCAAAAAGUUCGGAAGGAAAGAAUGGGCACAGGCAACUAAUGGAUGAAGCAGUCAAAGCCAUAAAAGAUACCAUAGAGAAGGAGUAUUACAAAAAGAUUGAACCUUAUUUAGGAAAACAAAAAGUCGAAAUAAAGACUUGGUCCAAACUUAUCGCCGUCGCGUCAAUGGACGAAGAAGACAAGCGCUACUGGGAUGACAGCUUGCUGGCGAUAUUUAUUUCUCGGGUUAAACAGCUUUCUGAUGACAAGAUUAUUGAGCUGUUUGGUGACCAACUACCAGAUGAUGUUACUCCUGUCAUUGUUGGAGCUGUCACUUUCGAGCUCUUUGAGGCAAUUAAGCGCAUUGUUGAGAAAGGAAGGGGUGGAAAAAUGUCGUUCGAGCUAUUGCAAAGAAGUUCUGAAGGUAGACAACGAACUAAGGUGCGAGAACUCCUCUCUCACAUGCUCGAGGAUGCCUGGCGUAAAGCCACCAAUGGAAAGUCCAAAGUCAUCGAGUAUGAUUUUCUGCAUCAUCUGUUCACCUGGAAAUCGUGGGAAGGAUUUCUGGAUUUUUAUGGAGCGGCUGCAAGUAGAGAAAUGUGGUCAGAUGAGGCGUGUAGAAUUAUGGAGAGAGCCAUCUCGAGUAUUGGACGAGUUCAAGAGUGUAUCUUCGAUGGGUCGAUUACUGUAAAGACCCUGAAGUUGGUCCAGCAACACUCAGACGACUUCAUCCAGCUUUAUUGCCUUGUGUCUAAAAAUGAUGACAAGCUGCCCUCUGCGGGGUCUGUAAAAGAUAACCUACGACAGCGGACGACAGAACUCGCGAUAUUUGAUGAACUCAGGAAAGAGAUUUCGACCUACAUCAAGCUCUGUUCUUCUGGAAAGGAGAAAGAAACUUUCGAACUGAAGUCUCUAAAAGCAAAAACAUCUGAAGACAUUUUAGAGCGAUCCAUGUCAGACUUGUUUACAUACCCAGAGACGAGCACUACUCCAUCCAAAAACAUAUUCUUGGAAUUCUUUGGCCUAUCACCGAACUUUCUAGAAAUGCUGCCUCUUCUGACGGUUGCCUUUGAGAGCCAAUUGUUCCAAGUUUUCUGGGAUAAACAUUGCAAGAAGGCGACCAGUCAAAAGAGGGAGAAGAACGAAAUGCUAAGUGGGCGCCUGACACUGGAAGAUGUCUAUGGUCAUGUCUGGUCGCCCUCGUACUCAGAGUGGCAGAGUACAGGUCAGGGACUGCUUGAUGGGUCGACCACUCUUCGACAGAUAGACAAAUUGUUCAAAGGUCGAUUAAAGGAUGAUGUGGAGAGAGAACUUAGAAUUCUCUUCACAAAUGUGACCGGGCGCAGUGAUAAUGACAGCCUGGUGGGGAAGCGCCUGACACAGAUAGGGCAAUACUUCAGUCUGCAGGAUUAUGCUAGGGCGGCUGACACUGUUUGGAGGUUCAAGGACGCUGUGGGCCUAACUGGAGACUUCUCUGUCUUGGACGAUUUGCGCAACCAGACGUCCUCUGAGUUUAAGUCAAAGCGACUGGAGAGUAUCGAUGAUCGCUUGACUAGUGCGACUGGAAGCCUUGAGAAGAUAUCCCCAGUACAUUCCAGUUGCUUCCUGGCCAUCGCGGACUGUCAGGCAUUGGUCAAGUGGCUGAAAGAGACAAUCAGAGACACAUCCGCGCUGAGCACACUUGUCGAUUUGGCGAUGAUUUCUGCUGGCGAGAAUGACAUGGAAGUAGAUCGUAUUUUCCACUUCCACACCAGCUGCCUCAGCUUUGCGCCCCUAAUCUUCAACCUGAGUGAAGAAUGCGGGUUUGAGGAGCUGAUGAUGAUUUGUGAACCUGUUUGGAAAGCUGUCCAGCAAGACAAGGAACUGCCAAACAAACUGAGAGAGACCGACCGACAUCUCGAGUGGUUAAAGGGAGUGAAGAAUUCUCACGGAUCAGUAGAAAUGUCAUCGAUCAUGCUGGCGAAGACCAUAAACCAGGGCGGAGUUUACUCAGUGGGAUUCCUUGACACCGGAGUAGACUUUAACAGGAACCAAGUACCGCUGUCCGAGGGACAGACCACCCUUGAUCAAGUGAUCACUUUGACUGUGCCUGUAGACUAUGUCAGUAGAAAUGCAAGAGAAGAGGACGAAAGCGAGAAAAAGACGAUGUAUCUCAACGACCUGAAAGAUCUGCAGAGCAAGUUGAUGCUUAUAGCUGGCAAAACAGCUCAGCUUCAGAACAAAGAAAUAGAGAGUGCUGAAGAGAUCAACGCUUUUGUUGAGGUAUUCGAAGGCAUCAUGCGCUUAGGCAAAGUCUACAUCGCGCUAUGCGAGGCUGGAAACGCGAGAUACCUGGGCUGGAGGCAAAACUUCGAUUGCCAUGACAACCACCCAACCGGCCAAUCAAUUCGGAACAAGCUGGAUUGCCUGUGUAAGGAGAUGGAAGAUGAACUAGAGGUAUGGCGUGAGUAUAUGAACAGAAAGCGUACAAAGUACCACGAGUUCAGCCACUUCACGACUCGUCAGAUCUUUAUAAUGAGGGAAAAGAUCGGCGCUGUGAGACGUGAAGGCGAAGGCGCAAAAGGUCUCCCUCUUCACGUGCUAUGUCUCUUGGAAAGUGUUCUUCCGGGGAUCAGCUCAAAGCGCCUUAACGAGGCUUUGAUCGAAUGUUUUGGCAUCAAUGCCGUGAGCAACCUCGGCGUACAUCAACAUGAGUUAAGGAGCAGUGACCAACUAAACGCUAGCUUCCGUCAUGCGAGCGUACGCGAACAAUACGCGUCCUUCUUUGAAAAAGUCGAGAGUAUGAGUUUUGAUGACCCAGAAAGAGUCGCAGUUGCAUGCCUGAAAGCAAGUGGUACACUGAAAUGCAAUGAUGUCCUGGAGGUUGACCUUUUGGACUGGUGUUUCAAGCAUGGAGAUGAUGAUGAAAUAAUAGAUAUCUGGACGGACGAGGCAAAGCAGGACCGAGCUUUUGCUGAAUUCUUCAAUGACCAGGAAAUGGAUAAUGGCCAGGAAGCCACAGAAGUCCAGGAAAGCGAGCUUGAGGAGCAACCUUGUGAGCAUAAAGAAGAGGAUUUUCAGGAGGACACUAAAGAAGGGCUAUACUUAACACUGGAUGAACUGGGAAGCCUGUUGCGCGCCCUUACAAUCCGUUCUGAAAUUACGCCGACGGCUCGACCUUUCCCCGAGUAUCUGAAACGAGACCAGCCAAACCUGUUAUUGGUGCCACAAGCCGAAAUUCUUCCAACAGUACUGACUCUGUAUAUGGGUGAUGGUAACAGCCCUCUCCCAAGUGCCGCUGAAGUACUCGCCUGUACACCGGAUACAACUGCUGAAGAAGUAGAGCUGUUUUGGUGGCGGGCGUUUGGUGACAACCAGGAGCAGAUGUUUUGCCUCCUGAACGCGGAUCUUCUCCCGUAUAACGUCAGCCAGGCGGCUGUCAAAAACCUCAGUCACAUGCUGGAGAAUCUCCACAGAGAGGAUUUGAAACUAGUGAUAAUCUGCAGCACGGAAAAUGAGGAUUGCUCACAUUUGAUUGCUGCGCUGGACGCUCAUCGCAUGAAGGCAACACCAGGUUGUGCGUCCAGGGCCAGGCUGACUCAGUACUUCACAAAGCAGUUCACUUGUAGAGAAGCACAACACGGGUACUACAAUGACCAGAUGGUAUCCUGGACACCAGCCGCGACCCUUGAUAACGACAACCUAUGCGUUCGAGUUGUGACGUCAGAGCGCGCCGGCGUUGGCAAAUCGCUAGUGGUCAGCAGACUCUCGGACAAACUGGCCAAGCUUGAAAACAACAAGAAAAUGGCAAAGGAGCUCAAGGGACGACAGCAAUUUGUUCUGACAGUACCACUCCACGGGACGGCGGUUGACACCUCCUCCCUGUUAGAUGCGCUCUGGAAGAGUCCAGUUGCAGGGGAACUGCCAAUUUCAAGGAUUAUUCAUCUCGACGUCUCGCCUUUCGUAGUGGAGGGCUUGGAUACUGUGCUAUUCAACCUGCUGGUGCUAGGAGUAAUGAGUGACAGACAAGGUCGUGUAUGGAGGCGAAGGAAAACCGACCUUUAUGUCAUCGAAGUUACCACCGCCAGCUCUUCCAACAAGCUUCCUGGAAGUCAACCUACCGCCGUGAUGUUCUCUCUACUACCAGCAAUCACGUGCAUUACACCACGUGAAACUCUCAAGAUUCUCAAGUCGGAGUCACCAAACGCAGGCUCAAGUCCUUUGUUUGACGCUAUUGAGCUCUCCAGCGAACCGGUGAAACGUGCUUACCAGUACCUCAACGGUCGGGACAAGAACAUGAACCUGGACCAUUUCAAGUUUAGCGCUACACGCUGUAGUCCUCCCGCGGACUGCCUCGCCCUGCUCAUCAAGUACUGUGGUAUCCUAAACCCCUCGUGGUCGGAGUUGAGGCACUUCGUGGACUUUCUUAGUUGUCAGCUUCAGGAUUGUGAGGGAUCAGUGUACUGUGACCCGGCAAUCGUCGGUGACAGCUGGAUGCAGAACACUCUCAGUGGAUUUAAGACGUUUGUUGUGCAGUUCAUGAUUCACAUGUCUCGGGACUUUGCCACGCCUUCUCUUGAUGACGCUGUCACAUGCACAGUGGGCGCAUCUGGUGCCGAAGAGGAAGACGAGGACAUCAGGCCACUUCAAAUCCGGCGGCGAUGGGAGAACAGCCCGCAUCCGUACAUAUUUUUCAACCAGGACCGCGUCACGAUGACGUUCAUGGGUUUCCACAUUAACAAAGAUGGCGACCUUAUCGAUCCUGACAGACUUACAGUACUUCAGAAUAGUCUAAUGUCAAGACAACUAAAGACUGGUCUGGACGCGCAGAAAGUCGACUUUGCACCAAAAUACAAGGCCUGGUCUAAGGAAAUGAAAAUUCGGAAGUUGUGUGACGUCAUGGGCAUCACAUGGAGAGAGGGCAUGCUGGACCCAGACCCCAACUAUGAGCUGACCAUCGAUAACAUGAAGAAGAUAUUAGCUAUUCACAUGCGCUUCAGAUGCGGUAUACCUGUGGUCAUCAUGGGUGAGACUGGUUGUGGAAAGACUCGGUUAAUCCGUUACAUGUGUGCGUUACAAGCUUGCCAUUCCAGCGGAGAGGCCAGACAGAACAUGUUACUGAUGAAGGUUCACGGAGGGACGUCUUACGAGGAUAUCAGCAGGAAGGUUGAACAAGCCGAAAAGAUGGCACGUGAAAACGAGACUUUAGGUGUUGAUACUGUGCUGUUCUUUGACGAGGCCAACACCACGCAUGCGCUUGGGCUGAUCAAGGAGGUGAUGGUGGAUAAGAGAGUGAACGGCCGUCCCGUGGGGGAGGAGAUUCGUCGCCUACACUUUAUAGCGGCGUGCAACCCAUAUCGCAAACACACCGACCAAAUGAUUCACCAACUCGAGUCAGCCGGCCUAGGCUAUCACGUGACCUCUCAAGAAACGAAGGAGAAGCUAGGUAAAAUUCCUCUCCGUCACCUGGUCUAUCGCGUGCACGCACUCCCGGCGAGCAUGCGCCCGCUGGUGUGGGACUUCGGUCAGCUGAAACCGGAAAUUGAGGAAAUGUACAUCCGGCAGAUUGUUAAGCGUUACAUUGGAAGUCACCCCCUGGUGGAUGCGAUCUCCAAGGUGUUGGCGGCAUCACAGCAGUACAUGAGGGACCAGAAGGACGAAUGUAGUUUUGUGAGUCUUCGUGACAUUGAGCGAGCCAUGACCGUGAUGCUUUGGUUCUGUCGGCACCAUCAAGCCUUGCGGCCACAGAGGGAGCCCCAAAAAGAUGAUGAUGAUGAUGAUGAGGAUGACAGCGAUGAUGAUGAUGAUGAUAGUGACCAAUCAGAAUCUGAUUCUGAUACCGAUGACGAGGAUGAUGAGGACGAGAUGGACUUGAACACGUGGUUGCUGGUCAUGAGUCUUUGUGUGUGUUACCACGCUAAGCUACAGUCACGCAAGCCAUACCGCUGUCACGUGGUGCGGAACUGUUCUGUGCCGCUAAACCUCAAAGGAGAAAGACAGAUGGAUAAAGCAAUUAGAAAGUGCCAGCGUGUCAUGAUCAGGGAACUCUCCCUCGGCCCGAACAUCGCGCGGAACAAAGCGCUGACCGAGAACGUGUUCAUGAUGGUGGUGUGCAUCGACCUGAGGAUUCCUCUCUUCCUGGUAGGGAAGCCAGGAAGCUCGAAAUCCCUGGCCAAGACAGUGGUUGCCGACAACAUGCAAGGGGAAUCAUCCAGGUCAAGUCUAUUCAAGAAUUUCAAGCGAGCUCAUAUGGUCUCCUACCAGUGCAGUCCUCUCUCCACCCCUGACGGGAUCGUCGCCACGUUUCGUCAAUGUCGCCGUCUCCAGGAGAACAAUCCAGGGGGACAGUUUGCCUCCGUAGUUGUUCUAGAUGAGGUUGGGCUGGCGGAAGACUCCCCCCUGAUGCCCCUCAAGACCCUGCACCCCCUGCUUGAAGAUGGUGUGACGUCAUCUGAUGACGUAAUCGACGCUGACGAGACGCCGACGCGCGUGGCGUUUGUCGGUAUUUCCAAUUGGUCGCUAGACCCAGCCAAAAUGAACCGCGGGCUCAUGCUGCUGAGGGAUGAACCGAGCGAGGAGGAACUUGUGGACAGCGCCAGGGGAAUUUGUGCCGAAGACCCGACCGUGCAAAGACUCAUCGAUCCACUGCUUGAAGAUCUGGCUGCCGGAUACUCUACGCUGUACCGACACCAGAAAGGCUUUAAGUCGCUGCUUGAGUCCAAGAGAGACGAGUUUUUUGGCCUGCGUGACUUUUACAGCCUGGUGAAGAUGAUUUACAAGAUGGCCGAGCAGAGCAGAGCUGAACCAUCCUGGAACGACAUCAAGCAUGCGAUUCUUAGAAACUUUGGCGGCUUGGACGAGAUCGAUGCUGUCAAGAUAUUCCAAGAACAACUGCGAAAUUCAGUCCUUGAUAUCACGACAGAUGAGGCCUCGCCGGUGAAUCCGAUAGAUUUAAUCAAGGCGAGUCUGGACAGAAGAAAUGCCAUUGGUGAGACACGCUACCUUCUUGUGCUGACUGAGAACUACUCCGCCCUGCCCAUCGUGGAGAGUGAGCUCAAGGACGAGGAGUACGUGGUCAUAUUCGGCAGCAGCUUCCCCAAGGACCAGGAGUACACGCAGAUUUGUCGAAAUAUCAAUCAGAUCAAGGUGUGCAUGGAGACCGGCCGCACCGUGAUCCUCCUAAACCUGGAGAGUCUUUACGAGAGCCUGUACGAUGCACUCAAUCAGUACUACGUGUACUGCGCGGAUCAAAAGUACGUGGACUUGGGACUCGGAAGCCAUCGCGUCAAGUGCAGGGUGGAUGACACGUUCAGGUUGAUUGUCAUCGCCGAGAAAGACGUCGUCUACGAGAAGUUUCCUAUUCCUCUCAUUAACCGACUCGAGAAGCACUAUCUCGUCACAUCUAAAAGUCUGUCUGCGAAACAGACCGCGCUGGCAACCAGACUAAAAGCCUGGGUUGAGGAUUUUGCGACCGUGCAAUACCAGCGCCACGAGCAGAACAAACUGACGUUUAAGGUCGGUGACGUGUUCGUUGGUUUCCAUGACGACACUGUAGCCUCGGUGGUGCUGCAAAUGUGUACGAAGCUUGGCGACGAGGACGCAUGCGCACAGAGCGAAGACGAGGACAACGCGGUGGCAAAUGCCGUCCUUGACAGGUGCAAAUCUGUGCUUCUGCAGUGUGCCACUCCGGACGCCCUGGCCCGGUUGUUCCGGACAAAUCUCCGAAACGAAGCUGAUAAGCUGUGGUUGGAGUACUUCAGCGAGCAACCGCACACAUGUCUGUCCAAACUGCUGGCCCACCUUAUGGCAAGUGGACCGGAUGUGACGUCAUCUAAUGGGAUGCUAGUGCAGGUAUCUACUCAUUCCAGGCUCCUCUCGGAGUACGAUCUCCCCGCCGUCUGUGACGCGGUGCAGCUGAAGAGACGGGAUGUGGAGUACCUCACGCUGCAGCAGUUCCAGACCGAGCAGCAGUUCUCAAAACGAAUCAGGGAGUUCUUUGUUCACCUUGGUAACUAUGAAGGGAUGCUUAUCGUCCAGUGCGACUCUGGCGAUGAGAAUUUUAACCUGAUUGCCUGCGCCCGCCAUGUCGUGAUGGAUCAGCGGUUCAAGCGCACAGAGAUGCUCCAGGAGAAACUAAAGAUCGCCCCUGAUAAGAUCGCUCCUCUUCAUCUUGUGAUCGUUGCUCAGCUGUCACGUGUUUCCGGUGGAUGCAAACACUUUGUUGGGUUCCCGGGAGGCAAGUGGCAGUCCUACCACGUGGACGACCUUCGUCCGCCGACCAAUGAGAUUCCGCCAAUUGAACGUUUGAUUGACACCUGUAUAAGCGACCUUCUGAGGCCUGAUGUCUCUCAACAAGACGACGGAGUUCCAAUGGAGACCGACGAAACAACACAGGCACUCACCGUCACCUCUCCAGAAGAGGCAAAAGCUUCAAACCUUGGGGAACUCCCUAUGGAAACUGAUGAAACAAAAGAACCACUUUCUGUGUCGUCCGUAGAAAUCUCCAUGGAAACUGAUGUAGCCGAACAAAUAACUGCAACCACAAGUCCACAAGCAGUUGCCAUGGUAACACCUAACAAGACAACCUCACCCCAAAUGCAGACGCCAUCACAACCCAAGUGCGUAAAUUCACAAGCGGUGGCGUUACUUCGCAGAAGUGUGCACGCUGCUGCUGGUCGCCUUGACGACAGUCACGUGAUGUCUAGUCGAGGCACACAUCGAGUUGAAAUUAUGCUUAGACUGCUACCAGACGACUUCGCCGAGUGUUCACCAGAUUCCUUGAUGUUUGCCCGUGCGCUCAAUGAGAAGAUCUACAAGCUGGUGUUAGAGCGCGAGACUAAACGGCAGGCGCACUUUGCGAAGACCUGGAUGCAAAGAGUGGCCCUGUCGGGGACAAAUAUGCACGAGAGGGGCACUUUCCGUAAAGCGCUGCAGCACAGGGUCUCUAGCGAGGUGGUCCCUUACCUGUCCAAGGUCCUUGCUUACGCCGACAGAGACUGCAACUUGGAUCUUUUGGUGGACAGUGAAGCGUGGAUCAAAAGACUAUGGCUGGCUAUAUUUGGCAAUGAGCACGUCAGCGAGCUGUAUUGUGACGUCUCCACCAUCUCCUAUUCCGGUACCGCGCGUGAGCCCGUCCCAGUCUCCGGACGGGGAGGCCAUCACUUCCGCUGUCGCUUCCCUUUCUCCUGGCUCAUCCGGGACUUUGUGGAAGACCUGGAACGCGGAACCUCGGAUUCAUCAGCUUCUCAAUGGACAAGGUCCGAUACCACAGAGGAGGAGAGGUUACGCAGGUUGAUUGACAGUACAGAGCUCGGUUACGUGAUUGCAGAUUUCAGAAGGGAGGGGAUGGAGAGGAAAGCAAUUGCUCGCUACCUGCACGACUUGGUGCACAUGGUGUAUAGGCCGUCCACAGAUCAACAUGACCAGGAAAUCCAGAUUGUUUGCAAUGCGAUCGAGAAGCAAGCAAGGAUUCGUGAGGCAGAAGCAGAGACUCUGGACCUAGCGACAGUUCAUGUUGCGUACAGACAUAUUCAACGGAGACUGGACAACUUAAGCGAGUUGCUGCACAUACAACCGGGUGUCCUGAGAAAUCUUCAGCGAGCAGAUGAGGGCGCGGAGAUGAUGCUGGAUGCGGUCGCGCUGCAGACGUGCCUGGAAGGCCUCGUGCCUAGUGUCCAGGACCUCCAAGACCAUGACGGUGUUUCUCGCUGGUGCGCCAGGGUAACUUGCCUCAGACAAACUGUGGAAACCAUGACGAGCAAGGAAAACUUUGACAAGACAGACGAGAAAAGUGGAGGCUACGGGGAAAGGACUCAAAACAUCAUUAAACACUGCUGGUCAUUGUGGCAGAGGGCUUCAAUCGUCCGGCUAUUUGUUGAGCACGUGACUAGUCCCGAUGACCACGCCGUCAACUCAGCUAACUUGCAAAAGUUGUGGAAGAUUCUCGGCGAUGAGACAGAUAUGAUGGCAAACGAGGCUCUUGAGGCACUCGAGAGGUUCCUGAAGGAUUGCAGCCAGGAAUUUUGUCAUCGACAUAAUUGGGCUGAAGAGUUGACCUGCCCCAUCUGUUUGCGUGAAUGCCGCGUUCCGUCCUCUACGCCAUGUCAUCACCUCACGUGCCUCGAAUGUGCUCGGAGAUGGUUUAAUGAACAGAGCGGGUGCCCUGUGUGCAGACAGCAUGUCCCGGAUGGCUAUGAACCAGCGGAAGACCAGGAGAGAAUGGAGAUUUUGGCACUCGUCAAGGGAUUUCGUCACUCUUGCAACUCGUUCUUCAUGGAUGUCGUGUCGAUGUUCUGUUUUGGUUAUUCGCCAUGCGGAACACUUCAACAAGGCGCGUUCCAGACGCUGAUGGGUUAUGCAACUAGUGAGCGUUCAACAAAGAGUUUCUCUCCAUUCCCUGAUUACGGCAUUGAUAUCAACCCUGUGGUGCGAUCAUUUUUACUCCAACAACUUCUUAAGUCAAGUGACACAAAGGCGAAGGAGUUAUUGGCAGAGUUCGUCUCCAGUGCCGAAGAGCGAGUCGGUCUGGAGAAUGUGAUGGAGGUGUUUGUGCUAUGCAUCCAGUGUAUCGAGGACGCACGGUACAGUGACUUCGUCCGACGCACCGCAGAGUUCCCUCUUGAGAACAAGAUCUCCUUGACGGAGCGUGCCCUCCGUCAGAUGCCCGUCAAGCCUUUUAGCGAGCCAGCACCUGGCCACCCCAAUGUGAACGUCCCUAUACUCCAAGCCAUUGCGGUGACCCGAUUAACGCUGACAAAAACAGCGGAGUUCAUCCACCAGCGCCACACAUGUGGGACGCGAGAGUGGGAGACUGCUGGAGUAGUGAACGCCCUAAAUGGUCUGCUUAAAGAGGUCAAGAAGGUCUGCAUGAACGGCGUAUACCAGACCCCGCGCCUGUUUCUACUGAAGCAGCUCGCUAACCGGUUUGGUGUGGACGCCUUGAAGGAGUUAGCGAGUACUGGUGGGCUUGGGUGGAUUCUGCCUCCUCGGGAUACUGCGGCUCCGCGUGAGGCUACACCAGACCGCUUUCUGGUAUAUGGACACAACUACCAGGGUCUUCGAGAAGCUAUAGCACGUGCAGCGGUAUCUAGUCACGUCACUGAAGUCGCUCAGAGCCUGCAGGGCCUGGUUACUCAAGGUGACCCUUUUACCGAAGUCAUGAUGUCGCUAGCAUUACUACAGGCUGUUACCGCUGACCAGCAACGUAUUUCGCCAAAUAGUAUGCAAGUCCUGAAUGAUUUUAUCUUGGCGUCACGACAAAUCCGGGAACAGCCUCGCCGUUUAGCGCUAGAACUGGUCUCAGACGUCACGCAAGAAAGUCACAGUGUCGUCUCCCUGAUGGUUAUGAGUGGAAGUACUCCGCGUGACAGGUCGAUUGCAGAGAUUGUGUUACAUCUCGCAGCCGUGCUUUCAGCUCAUGAUGAACAGACUCUUGCUCACCCAUUGGUCGCUCUAGCACGCAACCCCAUCGCAAUGGCGCGUUCAUUUUUACCAACGAUGCCAGAGGACAUCAUCCCUGAAGUGAGAUCCGCAUUUUCGGGAACAGGGCAGUUAUAUGAAUGCCCAAACGGACAUCCCUAUGUUAUCACUGAAUGUGGCAGGCCAACCCAGCAGUUGAAUUGUACGGAGUGCAGAGCUCCAAUUGGGGGUAUUAGUCACAACCUUGUAGCAGGAAACAGGCCGGCUCAAACUGGAGAUCGGACCAACACCGGUCAUUGUAUCGGCGCAGCAACGAAUCGGUCUGUCGCACCAGAGAGAGGCUUGUCAUCUGUCGCGGUGUCUUUUGUCCGCCUUCUGGUUCACGGCUCGAUGCUGAUUGGCUCAUUCCAAGAUGCACAGCACGUUGCUCAGAUGAUUACCCCGUACGUCACACCAAACGCGGUACAGCAAUUCCUCUGGAAUCACGUGGCCAACGACUUGCGCCUUCUCACGCAAAGCAGCGGUCGUAGCGUGGAUGAUGCAAUACUCAGCGUCCAUUUGCUGAUACGUAACAUCGCUACACAUGCGCAGAUGAAUGCAGGUAAUUAUGGAAUGCUGAAGUCCAAGCAAGCCCGCGCUCAGUGGGAACAGCAGUUCAAUCAGGUUGUACUGGCCCCGACCCUCGUGAACGUUAAUGAGUCAAUUCAACAAAGCCUGCAGUUGAUUGCAAACGACACAAGAUUCGGUAUGCAUUUGUCCUUUACAGGGGGCUCGGACCCACUCCUCCGCCAGCUAUACGAGCUUGACGCGGGCGCAGAAGAUCUCACCCAGGGUAUCAACCCAGGAUGCACCGCCCUUUGGCGCCACAGAAAUCCCGUCAGUUUAGAUCACAUGACUCGAGCCUUUAACGAGUCGCAAACAGACCAGUACCCAGUCCUAAAGGCGUUCCUGGAGCAGGAAAGUGUGUUGCGUGCAAUCCGGCUACUCCCAGAUGUCUUGAGGCUACAAAGGCUGUUAAUGGAAAGGUUUCACCGGACACUGGACCGUGGCCGGACAGAUAAACUCAAACUCAAGGAGUUCUACAAGCAAAUUCGCCCCGGCACUGCCAAAGAGUACCGCAAGCUUGUCCCAAGUUUCCGGUCCGCGUGGAAGAUUUUCAAAGAAAGUGAAAACAUACCAGGCGCAUCCGAAGCCGAGAGGCGACUGUUGGAGACUGAUGUUGGAGACGACUGCCCGGUCGCCCUUUUCCUCCCGUCCAAUAGUGGCCCGGGGACCUGCUCACUAGUGCUAGUCAGAUUCCUGGUGCAUACUCACAACGAGCUACUGCAGCUGUACAAUCGGUCAGCGGACAUCCACAGCAGCGAUGUGCCCCACGUACCGCUGGCCAAAGUGAGAGAGGCUCACUUAGUGUCCUAUAACCCUGACCGGGACCUUUUGCCACUGGUGCUCGGGCAAUGCCGCUACUCGUUCGAGGUUGCACAGGGAGCCCAUGUAACGUACGACUGGGUUGGCAUGGAAAGACAAGUGAUUGACAGGUUUAUACGUGGGAGGGCGCUCAUUGACUUCAAGGAGGAUCGCUACAUCCAAAUGUCGACCGUCAGCGCAGACUCAGUGCUUACGUCACUACGCGACAAAAUACCCCAGGAGUCGUUGUCGCUAGCCAUUCAGCACCAGAUCGCGAGUUCCUAUCGCUCGCUCCAGGACCUCACGGAAGCACUGACGUCCCUCACCAUCGCUAUCACAUUCCUGGGCUCAGGAGGUGGGAAACCAGAUAUGCCGGUCAGCGGAUUCAUGAGAGAUGUCCUAAGCAUGCCCAGUGAUUUAGGACUUCGUAACCGAAAGGCAGAAGAAGUUUGCCAGCUUCAACAUGUGGUUUCCCUGUGGUUUCUUUUGAAUAUCGAGCGUGCCAAGCACCUGAUGGCCAGUGGACAGGACCCGUUUGAACAUCUUCCGAAUAAGUUCAAGGACAAACUAAGGAGCGAUACUGACGAAUUGCGGCUGAAUGAAGAGCUCAGAAAACUGGACGAAGCCAACAUCUACUCUCUGCUCACUACACUGCUAGAGAUCAUCAUCUUACGGCUCGACCAAUCAGACAAGUUCAAUCACGAAUCAAGUCUGCAGGAUGUCAUGCCUUGGAUCCUUGAGGACAGAUCUACACCUGAAAUCAAGAACAUUCCUCAGAACGUACAGCUUAAGCACAUCGUUCACCUCUGGAGAACUGUGGUCAGGCUAAGUGACAGUAACCAUGAACGACGUAGGCGGGGCACCACUUGAUUGACAGUAACCAUGAGAAACAUAGGCAGGGCAUCACUUGGCUAGCACUGGCCAUAACUAAUGUAGGCUAGGCACCACUUUGUUGGCAAUAACCAUAUAUAACGUAGGAAUGGGAUUCUUGGUUGAGAGUCACAAUGAGCGAUCCAGGCGGGUCUCCACUCGAUGGACAAUAACCAUAGGCAACGUAGGAAGGUUACCCUAAAGAAAGGGCGCAGCACUUGAUGUCCAUAGCCUCAGCUAGAUUUUGAUUUUGGGAAAUCCUCAGUCGUUCGUGUUUGUUGGGAGGAUGACAGAGACUGGAAAAACAAGUUGGAAUUCUUAUUACACCAAUUAUAAAACUUAACCACCCUAUAAUUUUUAAACCAUGCUGCUUGGGAUCCACAAUGUUGAAUAGCGGUUUACGGCCUCUGGGCUGUGUGUUCUAUUGGUGUUUGUUUUAUUUUAGGGCCAUGUUUAUUGCCAACAAUUUGUAUACGAAUUAGGAGCGCAAUUCGUGCAUGUAGAGAUGUAUGAUAGUUUUAGAUUAAAAAUGUGCUCCUGUUGUCUUACAUGUCAAUAACAACAAAUUUCUGCAUUGGUUUGCAACAAAGACACCAGAGGACCUUAAUCAUAAUACCUGAAAUACAUUAAUGUUCGUUAAAAAGAUAAGAAAAGAAAAAAAAGGACACAUGUACAAGGGUUUUCUUUUUUUAUAGAUAUAAACGUUAAUAAAUUUCUUUUGCAAUUUCUA